Molecule: messenger RNA, 7773 nt
Organism: Symbiodinium pilosum
Lineage: Eukaryota; Dinophyceae; Suessiales; Symbiodiniaceae
Source: the annotation of a GenBank genome assembly
AUGACCGGGCUUUCUUCAGCUGCACCUCAGGGGGCUUCGUCCUCGCGGCUGACCAGAACCCGACGGCGUGCCGCACGCCGUCGCCGCGGCCUCCUGCUUCCGAUCCUCAUGCUUGCUGUGCUCACGCUGAUGGCGGUUGCCUUUGCGCUCUACUGGGGUGCGCGGGAGCUCAACGACAGCCAGGCGCAGGCGCAGGAGUCUCUCGUUUCGGCCAGCCUGGAUGCCCGGCGCGAGGCCUUCCGCCAUCUGGUGGUGGACUAUGCCUGGUGGGACGAGGCGAUCUACGUUCUCGAUGUGGGGCUCGACGAGCGCUGGGCGCGGGAGGAACUGGGCGCCUAUCUGCUGGAGGCCUUUGGUGUCACCGGCAUCUGGGUUCUUGGGCCGCAGAACCAGACAAAAAUCGCUUUCCUGGACGGCGAGCCGUCGCGGGUGGAUCUGUUCGAUCAGCUGCCGGCGACGGUAAACGGGCUGCUGGACGCGGCCCGCCUGGGCCGCAGCAUAGAAGCGGUGCCGCCGGCUGGCUUCGUUGUCGUCGGCGGACGCCUGCACAUGGUUGGUGCCAGCAUCAUCUCGCCCUUUGCCCAGGUGGGUGACCCGCCCAGUCCGGAAACCGCGUCCCUGCUGGUUUUCAUGCGCCCGCUGGACCAGGAUUUUUUCAGCGCGCCGAGCCUGGCGAGCUUUCUGAAGGAUGCCGGCUUUGCCGAAGGCCCGGCGGCCGAAGGGUUCCUGGAUCACGAGAUCCUCGGGUUCGACGGCCGGCCGAUCGGCUGCAUCUACUGGCGUAACCAGAGGCCGGGCGAUGAUCUGCUCUGGGGCGUCGCGCCGCUGCUGUUGGGCGCGCUUCUGGUUUUGGUCUUUCUUCUGGUGCUGACGGUACGACGGGUCGAGGCAGUGGUGUCGCACGAGGGGCGGCUUUCAGCCUCGCUCGAUCAUGAACGCCAGCGGCGCGAGGACAAGUCGCGCUUCGUUUCCAUGGUUUCGCACGAGCUGCGGACACCGCUGCAGGCUGUGGGCGCCGCCGCGGACGCCCUGGACCGCUAUGGCGGCCGCAUGGGGCCCGCCGAGAUGCGCGAGGAGGUGGAGACCAUCCGCCGCGGUGUCGAUGCCUUGGCUGGGCUGGUUGACGAUGUCCUGCUCAUCGGGAAGGUCGGCGGCGAGGGCAAGGUGCAGUCGAUCGAUCUGGCCCAUCUCUGCUCGGCGGUCUGGCGAGAAGUCUCGACGGCUCUCAAGGCGCACCAGGAACUGCGGCUUUCGGACCGGAUCGGCGCGCCGAUUGAAAGCGGCGCCCAGGUCAUGCUCCACACGGUUCUGUCGAACCUGCUGCAGAAUGCGGUGAAGUACGCGCCGGAGGCGGAGGCGGUCGAGGUCACGCUGUCCAAAGGGCAGGGGCGCUAUGAGAUUUCGGUCCGGGAUUUCGGGCCGGGUGUCCCCCGCGAAGAGCGCGAGGCCGUGUUCGAGCCCUACUGGCGUGCCGAUCGCGUGCUGGAAACCUCCGGCGCCGGUCUGGGGCUGUCGGUUGCGCGGGCAGCGGCCCGUUCGAUCGGCGGCGAUCUGACCAUCGAAUCCGAUGGCCUGGAGCGGGGAAGCCGAUUCGUUCUGCGCUGGCAGGCGCAUCCCGUCGACGUUCAUGUCGGCGGCCGCGUGAGGCUUCGUCGCGUCUUUCUGGGAUAUUCACAAGAAAAGCUGGCCAAUGCGCUCGGCCUGACAUUCCAGCAGAUUCAAAAGUAUGAGCGCGGAGCCAACCGUAUUUCAGCGAGCAAGCUCUAUGAGCUGUCUCGCAUCCUAAGCGUGCCGGUCACCUACUUCUUUGAAGGUGUGGAGUCCGACGGCGAGGCGGUGGCGAACGGCGCCGACGCUGCGGCCGGCGGGGCCGGGGCUAUUCAUUCCUCUGAUCCGGAUUUCACCAAUCAGCGGGAAACUCUGCAGUUGAUCAGCUCCUACUAUCGGAUUCCGGACUCCAAGGUCCGCGCCGAGGUGCUAUCCUUGUUGAAGACCUUGGGCAGAACGUCCGAAGGUGGCGGCCUCCGACCUUCUUUCUGUGCGCUUAGGCUGGCGCACUGCCCUGGCCGGUCAAGGCGGCCGGCCUCCUCAUCGCGGCUUGUGGGGUUCUUCUCUCACGACGGCUUGGCGGGAUCGGUCAUGACCGGCCUGCCGAUCGAUCAGGUCGAUGCCCUCAGCAGGGUGAAGACGACUGAGGAGAUCGGCGGCCUUCUUCAGGGUUUGGUUGAGGCGCUCGGUUUUGCGGCCUACUCCUACGUUCAUGUCCGACCGCCGCUGGGCAAGCGCAUCCGCUCCUUCGUCCCGGCCGAUUCGCCGAACGGGCGCGUGGUGCACGAGUUUCUCGCCACCUUCCCGGAUUCCUGGAUUGGGCACUAUCUGGCGCGCGGCUAUGGCGAUAUCGAUCCGACUUUCCUUGCCGCAACCGGCACCACGCUGCCGUUUGACUGGCUGACCCUGACCGCACGGGGCGACCUCAGCAGCGGUCAGCGCCGGCUGUUGAACGAGGCCGAGGAUUUCGGCCUGGGCCUUGGGGCGACCGUACCCAUCCACGGUCCGGACAGCGGACUGUCGACCCUCAAUGUUACCGCCCGCCAGGCCCAGCCGGCCUUCGAGGGAACAUAUCGGCAGUCCCGCCAUGACCUCGUCUGGAUCGCCGCCCAGGUUCACGAGGCUUUUCUGCGGCUUUCACAGGACGCGCCGGAAACGCAGCGCGUGCGCCUUACCGACCGCGAACGCGACUGCCUUUUGUGGACGGCGCGCGGGAAGACCGCUUGGGAGGUCGGCCAGAUCCUCUCUAUCUCCGAAGAGACGGUACUGUUCCACCUGAAGAACGGCACCCGCAAGCUGGGCGUCUUCUCAAAGCAUCAUGCCGUCGUCAAAGCGGCCUGCCGGGAUCCGAAACCAGGGGGGGACCGCGCCGUGAUCGACGUUGUAACGCCGGAUUUCUACAGCGCUUACGCCAAGGAUCUGAGGGCGAUGUUUCAACAGCGCUUCCGCGUUUUCAGGCAGCGGCUGGGCUGGGACGUUUCUUCCGAGGCGGGUGAGGAGCGCGACGGCUUCGACACGCUCUAUCCGACCUACCUGCUUGCCAGCGACCAGGACGGCGCGCUCGUCGGCAGUUGGCGGUUCCUGCCGACGACCGGUCCCUACAUGCUGCGCGAUGUUUUCCCGGAGCUCCUGGAAGGCGAGAAGGCGCCUUAUCAUCCGCUGGUCUGGGAGGGCAGCCGCUUUGCGGUGGAGGGCCGCAGCACCCGCGGGCGCACCAGCAGCGAGCUGCUCUGCGCGGUGACCGAGACCUGCCUGGCGAUGGGCAUCCGCGAACUCAUCACCGUCUACGACGCCAGGAUGGAGCGCCUGCUGCCACGGCUGGGCUGUCCGCCGCGCCGGCAGUCUGAAGGCAGACGCAUCGGCAAGGAAAUCGCCUUCGCCGGCCGCUUUGACAUGACCCAUGCAACGCUGGCGAACCUGCGCGCGGUUGCCGGCAUUCGCGGCUCGGUCAUCCGCAACGCCUUCGCCCUGGAACAGCAGGCCGAUGCCGAGGCCAUCAAGCGAUGCCUCGAUUACCUGAGGAUCGAAGCCAAACGCACAGGGCUUUCCUUUGCCGCCCACCUGAUCGGAGUCGCUGCGGAGGCCGUCGAGGACUCGAUCGCGCUGACCGAGAAGUCGGUGGCUCAGGUGGAGCGCAAAGACGCCAAGCCGGAGAUCUGCACCAUGAGCCUUGUCGUCGAUCGUUGCGAAGGGUUUGGAGAUCUUGACCGCGGGUCCGCCGUUCCGGCCUUGAAGGGACUGCCGCUGCUGGGCCUCGCGCCGGCACUGCGCCGCGAUCCGCUGCGCUUCUUCACGCGGGUGGCCGCGGACCAUGGCGAUGCGGUCUGGUUGCACCUGGGACCGGACCGGGUCCUGAUGGUGAACGACCCAGCGAUGAUCCGUCACGUUCUGCAGGACAAUCGCCCGAACUACGUGAAGAGCCGCUUCUACGACAUGAUGCGGCCGGUUCUGGGCGAAGGCAUCUUUCUGGCCGAGGGCGAUGACUGGCUGGGGCAGCGCAAGACCGCGCUGCGCAGCUUUCAGGGUUGCCAGCUGCGCCGCAUGACCGCGGCGAUGCAGGAUGCGGUCGACGACAUGCUGCAGCGCUGGCAACUGCCCGCGGCCCGGGGCGAGGCGCUCGACGUUGUGCCGGAGAUGAUGCGGCUGACCCUGGACAUUCUGAUGCGCACCCUGUUCUCCGUCCGGCUGGACGGUGACCACGAAGAGGUCUUUCAGGCCAUGACCGUUGUGCUGCGCGACGCGGAGCGCCGCGUCUGGUCGCCGUUUCAGAUGCCCCGCUGGCUGCCGACGGCGCGCAACCGGUCGGUGGCGAAGGCGCUCGCCGUCCUCGACCGCUUUGUCUACACCAUGAUCGCAGAGCGGCGUCGCGCCGGCGCAGAGGAACGCCGGGACAGCGAAGACGCAGGCGGCGAUCUGUUGGACCUGCUUCUGGCCGCGCAGGGCCAGGACACCGACAGGAAACUGCGAGACCAGAUCCUGUCGAUGGUUCUCGCCGGUCACGAGACCACGGCCAAUGCCUUGGCGUGGUGCUGGUACCUGCUGUCCCUGCACCCGGAAUCCCUUCGCCGCGUCACGGCCGAGGCGGAGGCUCUGCCCGCGGGGCGCCCGCCGGCCUUCGCCGAGCUGGCCGGGCUGACCUAUACGCGCUGCGUCUUCGACGAGGCCUUGCGGCUUUAUCCUCCGCUCUGGACCUUCUCGCGCACGGCGCUUGCCGAAGACGAAAUCGCCGGGCUGCCGGUUGCGGCCGGGACGAACGUCAUGCUGAACGUGUUUGCCGUCCACCGCCGGCCGGAGCUUUGGGACAACCCGGAAGGCUUCGAUCCGGCGCGCUUCGAUCCCGAGACCGGCGACCCGCGCCGCCGCUUCGCAUACUUUCCCUUCAGCGACGGACCGCGCAGCUGUCUUGGCGAGCGCUUUGCGGUUCUCGAAUCCCUCAUCGCCAUCAGUUCGGUGGUGCGCCGCUUCGACCUGCACCUGCUUCCGGGGCAGGACGUCAGGGUUAUGCCCGCGCCCGUCUUGGUGAUCCUGAUCUAUCUGAUCGGGUUGGGUAUCGUUUAUCCGGCGCUGCCCUUCCAGGCCCUGGCCUUGGGAGCGAGCCCGCUUCAGGUGUCGAUGAUCCUGGUCACCGAUACGGCCAUGGUGCUGCUGCUGGCGCCGCUGUUCGGGCGCCUGAGCGACCGCUUCGGCCGACGCGGCGUGACCUGCCUGGCACUGGCGACCGCCCCCUUUGCCUAUCUCCUGAUGGCCUAUGCCGACUCGCUGCUGAUGCUCUUUGCGGCGCGGGCCCUCGCAGGCGUCAGCAACGCGGCGGUGCCGGUGAUCCAGGCGCUCAUGGCCGACAGCACCUGUCCGAAGCGCCGCGUGCACGGGAUGGCCAACGUGAAUUCCGCCUUCGCCCUCGCCUUUAUCGUCGGGCCGCUGCUCAGCCGCAGCUGGCUGCUGGGGCCAGAGGGCGACGACUAUCAGGCGGGCGCCCUGGGUGGCGCGGGCUUUGCCGUUUUGGCGGUUGUCCUGGCUGUCCUCCUGCUGCGGGAGGUCCGCCAGCCGGGGCAGGCCGGAGCCGCUGUCCGGUUCGCCAGCUCGCGGGCAGGCCUCCUGAAGGUUCCGCAGAGGCUGUUUCUGGCGCCUUUGCUGUUGGGGCCCAUCGUGAUCAUGGCGCUUCUGGCCUUCGCCUAUGCGGCGAUGGAAGCGACGCUGGGCCUGUGGUCGGACCGGGUGCUCGCGUGGCGCGCAUCCGACGUCGCCCUGGGGUUCAUCUGCGCCGGCGUGGCCGCCCUGUUCAGUCUCUGGGUUCUGAUUCCGCUGCUCUGCCGGCGCAUCGGCGAGGAAGCCGUCGCCGCCGCUUCGUCCCUCGCCAUGGUCUUCGGCUUGUUGCUCUUCGCCUUCUGGCCCGGCGACCUUGCGAUUGCCUUUGCGAUGAUGCUUCUGGGCGCCGGCGUUGCGACGAGCCUUUCCUGCCUGCAGGCUCUUCUGUCCAAGGCGGCACCGGCUUCGGCGCAGGGGGCGGUGCUGGGCGUCAAUCACGCCGUUCUCAGCAUUGCGCGCAUUCUGGGGCCGAUCUGGGGCGGGUUUGCCCUCGGCAGUCUCGGGACAAGCUGGCCGCAUCUCUCCGGCGCCGUUCUCGUUGUCAGUGCGCUGAUCGCCUUGAUCCUGCUGUACAGGCCGCGCGCGCAGCCCCAGGAGGCAAAGAUGAACGUUGCCAGUUUCCUCGAUGCCACUGCCACCCGAACGCCGGCGGCAACGGCCGUGGUCCACGACGGCAGGCGCUACAGCUACAGGCAGGUGGUGAGGGAGGCCAACAGGGUUGCCAACGGUCUGCAGGCCGAAGGCUUCGGCCCCGGCAGCCGCAUCGCCCUUGCCUGCAACAACAGGCCCGGGUUUCUGGCCGCCUACUACGGCAUCCUCAAGAUCGGCGCGGUUGCCGUCGUGCUCAGCACGACGCUCAGAGAACGGGACAUCCGCUUCCAGCUUGAAGACUCCGGUGCCGAGGCCCUGCUCUGCUUUGAGGGUUGCGGCGACCGGGCCUAUGCCGAUGAAGCCCUGCCGGCAGCCGAUGCCGCGCCGCACUGCGCCAAGGUCUGGGUCAUUCCCGCCCGUCCCGAGGCAGCCUCUACGGUGGCGGGCUAUCCCGCCCUUGCCGAUCUGACGGCCGGUCAGUCAGACCGCUGCGCCACGCGCAGCUACGCAGCUCAGGAGACGGCCGUCAUCCUCUACACCUCCGGCUCGACGGGGCGUCCCAAGGGCGUCGAACUCACCCAGUCGAACCUCAUCGAGAUGGUGCGGAUCAACCGCGGCCUCGCGGCGCCGGCGGCCACCGCCGUGCGGCUGGUUUCGACGCCGCUGUUCCACGUGAUGGGCCAGAUCUGCGGCAUGAACCUGGCGGUUCUCAACGGCGAGACCAUGGUGCUGGUAGAGCGCUUCGAUCCCGCCCUGAUCUGGCGCCUCAUUGUCGAAGAGGCGGCGACCUACUUCGUCCAUAUGCCGAUCUUCUACCGCUACCUGCUGGAGCGCGCUGAUGCGGUGGACACUGCCGCGGUGCGGCGCAGCCUGCGCCUCUGUGCGACCGGUGGCGCGCCGCUGCAGGACGAUCUCCGCACCGCCUUCCAGGCGCGCUUCGGUCUCCCCCUGGUUCCCGGCUACGGCCUGACCGAGGUGACGUCGAUCGUGGCCUGGGGGGCGGAUAUGCCGCUGCCACGGGCAACCACUGUCGGGAAGGUGGUGCCCGGUGUCGAAGCGGUCGUCGCCGACGGGGCCGGCAGGGCGCUGGCGCCGGGUGAGGAGGGCGAGAUUCUGGUGCGCGGGCCCGGGGUGAUGAAGCGCUACCUCAAUCUGCCUGACGUGACAGGGACCCGUCUCAGGCACGGCUGGUUCCACACCGGCGACAUCGGACGCUUCGACGGCUUCGGCCGGCUCGACGUUCUCGGGCGCGUUGACGACAAGAUCCUGCGCGGCGAGGAGCAUAUCUACCCGGCCGAGGUGGAAACGGCGCUCAAAGGCCAUCCGGCGGUCCGCGAGGCGGCGGUCAUCGGGAUUCCCGACGACGUUCUGGGUCAGGAGGCGAAGACCUUUGUGGUGCUCAAGGAAGGCUGCGCCCUCAGCGGCGGCGACCUGCUCGGCUGGCUGGCACGGACGCUGCCCGACGGCAAGUGUCCGGGUCUGCUACAGUUUCAAGAGAGCCUGCCGCUGACCCCGACAGGCAAGGUCGCGCGCCACCUGUUGCGCUAG